AUGGACGCGUUGAAGCGCAAGUUCUCGUUGCUGCGAAACCACCCCAAGCCCACCGGUGACCCUUCAUGUCCGGUGGAUGUGGCACGCGCAAAGCGUAUCGGUUGUCAGAUUGACGUGGAAGCAUCCGUUCUUACUACGGAGGAUGGUGAUGAUGACGAGGACACCCCAUCCAGUAUCGAUAAGAUUUUCCAACGAAAACACGGACUCAUCAGCAAGGGUCAGCACGGCGAAGCUGCCUCGACACCCGCGGCUGAUGUUAUCGUCGGUCGCCAGAAAAUGCUACAAGAAACGAGUGGUUAUAACAUGAACGACGUCUUCAACACGGACGAAACCUCGUACUGCUUGUUGCAGCACCAGUCGAUCACCCGUAGCCGCGUUCCUGGAUAA
Aphanomyces astaci is the source of this 387-nucleotide messenger RNA. RefSeq lists its product as hypothetical. The record is from RefSeq and is a predicted model, not a curated record. Lineage: Eukaryota; Oomycota; Saprolegniomycetes; Saprolegniales; Verrucalvaceae. The transcript has 2 exons. Bases 1 to 387 code for a protein of 128 amino acids.